AUGGAAAAGGAGUUGGAGUACUUAGGCCACUUCAUUUCAGGAGUUGGUGUCAAAGUUGAUCAUAGGAAGAUAGAGGCCAUGGUAGAUUGGACCCUACCCAAGGACAUCUCGGCCUUGAGGAGAUUCUUGGGGCUCACGAGUUAUUAUGGAUGGUUUGUCAAAGGCUAUGGUCUCAUAGCCAAGCCAUUCACAACAAUGCUCAAGAAUGACAGUUUUGAGUGGACAAUUGAGGCUAGGGAGGCCUUUGAAGAAUUGAAGCGAGCCAUGACUAGGACACCUGUGUUUGGGCUGCCCAACUUUGAGAAGCCGUUUGAAGUUUACACAGAUGCAAGCAAUGAGGGCAUCGAGGCUGUAUUGGUGCAAGACUGA
Juglans microcarpa x Juglans regia is the source of this 369-nucleotide messenger RNA. RefSeq lists its product as uncharacterized. Lineage: Eukaryota; Viridiplantae; Streptophyta; Magnoliopsida; Fagales; Juglandaceae. The transcript has a single exon. Bases 1 to 369 code for a protein of 122 amino acids. The record is from RefSeq and is a predicted model, not a curated record.